UACAGCAUAAGCAUAAUCACCAUAGUCCUUUCUUGCUAUCUGUAGAAGAGAAAAAUCAUCAAAAAUGUCCGACGUCCCACAGGAUAUCUUGAAGGAAAUGCUUUCAAGGCUUCCAGUAAAGCCACUCUUGAGGUUUAGGUGCAUAUCGAAACAAUGGAAGGCCAUCAUAGACAGUCCAGAAUUCAUCCGACUCCACAUUGCUCAGUCCCUCGAAACAAGAUCCCAUCACAGCGUAAUCCUCAGACAUUCAUACCUUCACUCUGCAGAUUUUGAUUCACUAAACAGAACCAACCGGGCUAUUUUUGAAGAACUCAACCAUCCAUUGAAAACCCCUGAUUACAAAACUGAGAUCUUGGGUUCUUGCAAUGGUUUGCUUUGUCUGAUGAACACUGAAGAGGAUAUUAUCUUGUGGAACCCAUCAACAAGAAGGUAUCGAAAAUUGCCUCUUACUGAAACUGAGCUUCCAAGAGAAGGUAUCUAUGGAUUUGGGUAUGAUUGUGUGAGUGAUGAUUAUAAGGUGGUUAGGAUUGUACAAUUUUACGGGGUUAGUUCUGAUACCUUUGAUACUAAAGUUAAGAUUUAUAGCCUGAGAUCAAAUUCUUGGAAGAGAAUACAAGAUUUUCCCUAUUAUCUGUGUUAUAGAAGGGUUUAUGGGAUGCUGGCUAAUGGUGCAUUGCAUUGGCUUGUGACUAGAAAUCCCGAGUCAUAUACUGCUUUCAUGAUUGCUGCUUUUGAUCUUGCAACAGAGGAAUAUAGGUUGGUGCCACAGCCUGUUGAUUCUGAUAAGAAUUUCCAUAUGAAUGUUGAGGUAUUGGGAGGAUGCCUUUGUGUGCUUUGCAAUUAUUACUUGGAUCAUGUUGAUGUUUGGGUGAUGAAGGAUUAUGGGGUUAAGGAAUCUUGGACGAAGUUGAUUUCCAUUAGGCAAUGUGAUGUAUCCAGUGGGCAUUUUGAAGUAGUGAGGCCAAUUGCUUAUUCUAAGUGUGGUAAGCGAGUGCUAUUGGAGCAAGAUUGUAAGCUCCUUGCAUGGUAUGAUCUUGAAAAGAAAACAACUAAACGUGCAAUGACAAGGUUUAGUUUUGACCCUUGGAAUCUGUACUUUGAGCUGGAUAUGUGCUUCGAGAGUCUUGUUCAGCUUGGCAGUCAUUUUGAUUUGGGGAAAGUGGACAAGAAAGGGCAAAAGCCAAACAGAGAGCCAAAAAGGAGCCAAGCAAAAGCCAAACAGAGAGCCAGAAAAAGAGCAACAUGAAAAAGAGGAAUAAUUUCUAGUCAAAGGGCUUCAAACUUGUGCUGUAAGCAGGGAAACAGAUUUUGUCCAAGAAGGUGGAUGAGAUAAAUAUACUGUGGUCCAUGUUCAUGUCUGGUUUUAUGGCAGUUUAGUUUUUGUAUAUGACGGAGGGUUGAGAUUUGAUCUGCAUUAAUUCACCAACCAUAAAUAUGGUAAAUCAAGUGAGGUAUUCAAUUCAUCAAGCAUGUUGUUUGCUUGUAACAUCUUUAAUUCUUACUUUCUAGCACAUGAUGCCUUCUUGUUUUAUGUGAAUUGGGAUUGUUGGUUCUUUAUCUGAUUCAGUUUGCCUGGCUA
Molecule: messenger RNA, 1579 nt
Organism: Coffea eugenioides
Lineage: Eukaryota; Viridiplantae; Streptophyta; Magnoliopsida; Gentianales; Rubiaceae
Product: F-box protein CPR1-like
Exons: 2
Coding region: 65-1246 (393 amino acids)
Molecular function (GO): protein binding
Source: RefSeq, a predicted model, not a curated record